Messenger RNA from Adineta steineri, 1416 nucleotides. NCBI's taxonomy places the organism in Eukaryota, Metazoa, Rotifera, Eurotatoria, Adinetida, Adinetidae. The record is from the annotation of a GenBank genome assembly.
AUGGCAAUGACAAAUAACAAAACACUAUGCUUUGAAUGUAAUCAAGAAAAAAUAACAUAUUUUUGUAAAGGAUGUUCAAAAGAAUUUUGUUUACCGGAUUUAAUAGAACAUCGUCAAACAUUAAAGAAUGAAUUACAUCUUAUUACCAAUGAAUAUAAUAAAUUUAAACAAACAAUUAAUGAACAAAAACAAAAUCCACAUAAUCAUUCAUUAAUAAAACAAAUUGAUCAAUGGGAAAUAAAAUCAAUUGAAAUAAUUCAACAAAAAGCACAAGAUUGUAGACAGGUUGCCAUUGAAUCAUUACAAACAUGUAUUAAUGAUAUCGAAAAGAAAUUUAAUGAUUUAACUGAACAAAUAAAACACCUUCAGAAAGAAAAUGACUUUAAUGAAAUUAAUUUAACUCAUUUAACAAAUCAAUUAAUAGAAAUUACACAAGAAUUAAAUAAUCCACCAAAGGUUUCUAUUCAACAAAAUUCACAACCGCUCAUUAAUGAUAUUUCGAUUAUUUUAUUAGAAAAAAAACCAAAAUGGAACAAGUGGAACCGAAAUGCCAUCACUGUGGCUGGUGGAAAUGAACAAGGACAAAAAUUAAAUCAACUCGAUAAGCCUCGCGGAAUCUUUAUUGAUAAAAACAAAAAUAUUUUCAUUGCUGAUUGUUCCAAUCAUCGUAUUGUUGAAUGGAAACGUAAUGCAGAAGAAGGACGAUCCAUUGCAGGUGGAAAUGAGGAAGGACAUCGAAUGGAUCAAUUAAAUCGACCAACAGAUGUGAUUGUUGAUCAACAAAAUCAUUCGAUCAUCAUUGCUGAUCGUGGGAAUAGACGAGUGAUUCAAUGGAUGAAUCAAAAUCAACAAAUUCUCAUUGAUAAUAUUGACUGUGGUCGCUUGGCACUGGAUAAACAUGGGUAUCUUUAUGUUUCAAAUUGGAAGAAUAAUGAAGUGAGACGAUGGAAAAUGGGUGAAUACAAUGAAGGAAUUGUAGUGGCAGGUGGAAAUGACAGAGGGAAACAACUUAAUCAACUUAAUUUGCCUACUUUUAUCUUUGUUGACGAAGAUCAAUCCGUUUAUGUAACAGAUUUCAACAAUCAUCGUGUGAUGAAAUGGAGAAAAGAUGCAAAAGAAGGAACAAUUGUGGCUGGAGGAAAUGAUAGAGGAGGGAAUCUCAAUCAAUUAUCUUGUCCUGAAGGAAUAUUUGUUGAUCAUUUGGAUCAAAUCUAUGUGGCAGAUUCCACGAACAAUCGAAUAAUGCGUUGGUGUGAAGGAAAAGAAAAAGGUGAAAUUGUUGUUGGUGGAAAUAAUGAAGAAAAUCAACCAAAGCAAUUCAAUGGUCCCAGUGGUUUAUCUUUUGAUGAUGAAGGAAAUCUUUAUGUUGCGGAUUAUAAUAAUCAUCGAAUUCAAAAAUUUGAAAUAAUUUUGUGA